Fragaria vesca subsp. vesca is the source of this 435-nucleotide messenger RNA. RefSeq lists its product as uncharacterized. The transcript has a single exon. The record is from RefSeq and is a predicted model, not a curated record. The coding region runs from base 1 to 435 and encodes 144 amino acids. Lineage: Eukaryota; Viridiplantae; Streptophyta; Magnoliopsida; Rosales; Rosaceae.
AUGAGUAACCAACACAGUGGGAUUGGUCUAGUGGUGCGUAACCAUAGGGGUUGUUCUAUUGCUGGUGCAAGUCUCUUGUGCUCCCAUAAUUCUGUUGUUGAGGCCGAGGCUGACUCGGUGGUUAAAGGUCUUCAAAUUGCAAGGUUUCUGAAUUUGAAAAAUGUUAUCAUUGAGGGUGAUUGCCAGGAGGUCAUUAGGUCUCUCUCUUCCCCAACUUUCACUCCCAAUUGGAAAAUUCUACCUAUUCUCAAUAGAGUGAAGUUUCUGUUGCCUGCCUUUGAUGAGGUGUUAUGGAACUGGGUUCCCUGUGAAGCUAACCGGGUUGCUGACGCAGCGGCGAAGCUUGCCAUGGUGAGGUUGUGCUCUUCGGACUGGGCUAAUACGCCUCCAACCUCCCUCCUUCAUAUUCUUAAGAGCGAUGGCCCCCCUGACUGA